Molecule: messenger RNA, 1056 nt
Organism: Musca vetustissima
Lineage: Eukaryota; Metazoa; Arthropoda; Insecta; Diptera; Muscidae
Exons: 2
Coding region: 1-1056 (351 amino acids)
Source: RefSeq, a predicted model, not a curated record
AUGAUAGACACACAUUUGAACAAGAAGAGAGAAAGUGAAAGAGACAAAGUAAUUAACCGCACAGUGGAUCAAACAAGAACUAUUCUAAAACAUAACAACGACAUAUUGAUAUUGAAUGCGGAUAAAGGCAAUGUAACGGUGGCAAUUACCAAGGAAGAUUAUCAAGCAAGAAUGAACAAUAUAAUAUCGGACAUGAUGUCAUAUCAACGUAUUAAUAAGGACCCAACAACAAGUUUAAUUAAAAAGAACAAUGAACUAGUGGAAGAGUUAUACAAGAAUAACAUAAUUUGUGCAAUAGAGAGACGAAAACUUAAAUCAGACGUGGCCACCGCACCAAGACUAUAUGGACUUCCCAAAAUACACAAAGAAAAUUAUCCAUUACGGCCGAUAUGUUCCUCCAUAAACUCACCUUCCAUACAACUUUGCAAAUACAUGGUUAAAAUACUCAAGAACUUGACAAUUAACUCAAAAUACAACGUAAGGGACUCAAUUGACUUUAAAAAGAAGAUAACCAAUUUAACUGUCGGUGAGAAUGACAAAAUGGUAUCGUUUGAUGUGAUAUCACUGUUCCCGAGCAUACCAGUAAACCUAGGAAUAAAAAUAAUAGAAGAAAAAUGGGACGAAAUACGAGAAUACACUAAUAUGACAAAGGCCUUAUUUUCCAGUAUUCUUACGUUUUGCAUUAAGGACAACCGCUACUUCACGUAUAAUGACAAGGUUUACAAACAGAAAAAAGGACUGCCAAUGGGUUCACCAGCUUCUCCAAUUGUAGCUGAUAUAGUGAUGGAGAAACUUCUUGACACCUGUAUGGAACAACUAACGACGAAACCUACACUAGUAACCAAAUAUGUUGACGAUCUUUUUGUGAUACUGGGGGAAGAUGCAAUAACAGAUACCUUGACUAUUUUAAACAGCUACAACAACAAUAUAAAGUUCACAAUGGAGAAAGAGAACAACGGAUGCUUACCGUAUUUGGACACGUUGGUGUAUCAAAAUAAGGAUAAUAAUGAACACGGCAAACAACUUAGCAAACAGAAUUUUAAAAAUAAGCGAUGA